AAAUCAAUUCCGAACAUUUCUUCAAAAUUAUCUGUCAAUAAUAUUUUUCGCUAGUUCAGAAAUAUUUUAAACUUUCAUGUGCUUUUACAAUGUUUAAACUGAUGCCAAUUGAUCAUCAACUCUGCUUGUUGGCCUACAGCUACAGGCUGAGGCUGGACGAGUGCAGACAGUCACCGGAUCAUAUGGAUAUAUACAAAAAUCAGGUUAUUACAAUGCAUCGUCUAUUAAUCUUGUCCUGUCUGCUUGGUGUGAUUAAAAGCUUGGUUGUCUUUGUGGGACAUUACUGUACCCCAGCCACUAAGCUUACUACCUUAUGGUGUGCCGACAGAUUUUUAAUACUUCCGCCCGAAUUGACGCGCAAUAUUCGAUGCGUUUUUGGUUUUAUUCAUCUGAAUAUUUGGUUGGUCUUGAGCUAUGCUGCUGUAUGCUUCUCACCCACAAUGAUGAUGCCGUGGCUGAUAUACUAUUACUUUUUAUUAGCCUUUCGAUUGGGUAAGUUCGGACUCCAAGCUACAAUCAACAAUCUCGAGGGUCAACGUAUGUCAACGUUUGUUGUGUUGUCGAGUUUACUGUUGAAGAUCGCAUUUGUCACACUCUGCAAACGGAGCUUUGAAGCAGAACUCGACACAAAUUAAACUUGAAACAGUAUUUCACACAGAUUUCAACUCUCUCAAUAUCAAAAAUUUAUUUAAGAAUAAACAGAACAAGCGAAAACAUUGAGUUUCGGUUAGGGGUAGUGAAAAAGCUUUUGGGACGAGGCUAAGUUAAAUUGUAGAAUAUUAAUAGAGUAGUUGAUAUUUAAAAAAUAGAACUUAAGAACUGACACACACAUACACACACACAGUCACACACAUUUUGUAUAUAUUAUACUUACAUUGAUAAAAGCGCGUGCUAUAAAAAAUGCCACCUCCGCCUUGCACAUG
This is a messenger RNA of Drosophila hydei, 923 nucleotides long. RefSeq lists its product as uncharacterized. Lineage: Eukaryota; Metazoa; Arthropoda; Insecta; Diptera; Drosophilidae. The coding region runs from base 90 to 635 and encodes 181 amino acids. The record is from RefSeq and is a predicted model, not a curated record. The transcript has 3 exons.